CUUUAUUGUCAUUUCAGAAAAAGCUGUCCACGGAAAAGAAAGGAUUUUUGUUUUUUGUUGUUUUAUUUUGUGCAAAACAAAAAAGUGAUUCUGUUUUAUUUUUAUGUUAGCUAAAUAUUUGUGCACGUUAUUUAUAUGUAAAACGCCUAAUUUAAACGCAACGAGAAUAGAAGAAGAAUUGCCUGCGGAAAAGUGAAAAACGGUCGAAUGCAACUAAAAAUUAAGUUCUUAGCUGAAAGGCAAGGUGAAAAAGUGACGGUGGAGCGACGACGUCGGUGAUCGAAAUUCAGUUAAAUAAAUCAAAGCAGCGGAUUUAAUAAUAAAGUUCUUGGUUUCAUUUGUGGGCAAUACGGUCGAGUCGUUGAAUAGAAUAAAUAAAAUAAAAACCGUUUAAAGUGGCAAGUGAUGGCAUUAGCGCGGAACUUAGCGGCCAAAAUAUAUGAGAUAAAAGCCCAUAAUGCGAAUGUGACAUGUCUCGGUCUUGGUGAAACCGGACGCGUCUUGGUUACUGGUGGCCAGGAUCGCACUAUUAAUUUAUGGGCCAUAGGACAGGAUGAAUGUUUUAUGUCUCUCACUAGUCACAACCGUCCUAUAGAUUGCGUGCGGUUUGCUUAUAAUGAUGAUUUCGUUUAUUCAGCCGAUGAUAUUGGUAUCAUUCGUCGAUGGGACCUGAACGCACAGACCAUAUGCUCUACGCUUAAUGGGCACAUGAAAAGUGUACGCACAUUGGACUUCAAUCCAUCAGGAGAAUAUGUAGUCUCCGGGAGUAAUGACACUACUGUCAGGAUGUUUAUUACAACUAUAGCUGUUUAUAUGAGCACAACGGUUCCACAAAAUAUCAAAGGAAGUAAAAUCGCUGGACGGCACACACCUACGAGAAAUAGUUUAAGGCACAGUAGAAUGCUUGUCGUCAACAAUAAAACUCAGCAAGGUGUUCAACAUCCAAAUCCAAUGAACUUUAAAUUUCCAAAUCUGGUUCGCUGGCUUUUGAUAUUGGAAAUUUUAAUUGGUUUAUUCGUAACAUUCCUAUCGAUUUGGGUGUUCUUUUUGACACCAAAUACGGCAAUACAAGAUAAUCCAUAUUGGAGCGGUUUAGCUCUACUACUUGCCGGUAUUCUUGGACUUGUGCUUGUACGUUAUAAGCGUAUAAAACGCAACAAGUUACGUGAAAAUUGCUUUAUUUUUCUGCGUGCCGAUUUAUAUAUCUUGUCAUUGCUGGCGGUGCUACUAUGUAUACUGGCCGUGAUUUGUGCCUCUAUGCACUAUGCGCGUCUUACUGCUUCUGACACAAAAUGUGAAGCCACACUUAUACUCCAGGAAGAAGGCUCAUGUACAUGUACAUUCCAUGCCGAUGAUGAAGCAUUAUCUGCAGUUAAUGCAGUAUCAAAUAAUGAAAGUGCGGUGCCUGAAACUGUUGAGAAUCGUAGUUAUAAAGUAGAAUAUAGAGAAUUGAGUUGUGACGAAGUCAGAGGCAAAUGGACUACGAUACUGGGACUUUCAAUUGCUUCUAAUACACUUGGGUUUAUAAUUGCAUUGGCUCUUAUCUUACUGCUUGCCUGUUACAGACAUAAUUCAAAACGUAUUUAUGCGUCCGUCCACACAAGUACCUUUUAACACAAUAACCAUUUUAUUUUAACAUGUUUUGUAUGUAAUGUAUUUGUAAUUUUUUUAGUAUUAUGAACAAAUGAAUUUAUGGGGGAUUAAACAAAAGCUCAAUCUGUACUUAAUUACGACAUUAAUUAGCAGAAUGUAAUUCGUUAGUACUUCGGUUAUCUC
Molecule: messenger RNA, 1776 nt
Organism: Teleopsis dalmanni
Lineage: Eukaryota; Metazoa; Arthropoda; Insecta; Diptera; Diopsidae
Exons: 8
Coding region: 406-1614 (402 amino acids)
Cellular component (GO): dystrophin-associated glycoprotein complex; sarcolemma
Molecular function (GO): protein binding
Source: RefSeq, a predicted model, not a curated record